CAGCGCUAAAGUUAUUGGGCGGAACGUGGCGUGCGUGCUAGUAGCUGUAGCUACCUAGUCAGUCAGCAACCAAACCAGCGACGCUGUCUGAACAUUAACCAGGGAAGUGGUAGGCGACAGCGGACGGAGGAUUGAGUUUGGGCUGUCAGUCUUUUCAGAGUGUAAUUAUGGGGCUUUUCUCCCCACCAGGACAAACUGGAAGAACAUAGUUACAAACCAGUGGUCUUUAACUACAGCAUGGGCUCUGUGAUUAUUUUACUAAAAACUAAAGAUGAGAGUUAAACGAAGUUAGAAAUGUGUGGGGUUAGGGUUUUGUCGACGCCGAUGUCUCCGCUGUUGUCCAGGAGGACAAGAUGGCAGCAAGGCAGGCGUACUGAGCAUGGUGCGGGUAAAAAUUAACUCUUUAACAUGUUCGGAGAAGACUGGAGUUCAGAUCAUCGUAACGGCCUGUGAAGGUAUGGCCUCACAGGUUUUGGUGUACCCACCACAUGUUUAUCAAACCCAGACAAGUGCCUUUUGCAAUGUGAAGAAACCCAGAGUUGUGCUCAGUCGCUGUGCAUACCAUGAAAGGAUCCCACAAACAUAUGUGAUAGGCGUUAAUCUAGACAUUGCAAGCCCAACUAAUAUUGUCCCUUGUUCAGAGACUGAAGAGUCAACAACUCGUAAAACCCCAGCAGGGCAGGACUCCUUGCAGGCUGUGCCCCAGAAAGUGGUGCCGAGUGAGUACCUGUCAUCAGCACUUGACCCCCCUGAAGAAGUUGUUCGCUCACAGGAGGUGGCCUCAGUACAGCAGGGCAGGCCCGAGGGCAGCCGCGGAGUGACGGCAACAGCAGCGGCCGGAUCGGACAGAGGAGACAGUGGCCGCAGCAGUGCUGGAGGGGGAGGGCUGCCUUGGCAAGGCGAGGAGGAGGACGGCAGCGAAGACUUGGACACAGUUGACAGGCCUGUGAGAUGUGGGCUUAAACGUAAAGGUGGGGCUUUCGAGAACAGUACAAGCGCCAUGCAGAUAGUAGAGGACUGUUCCGCUCUGCCUGCCAUGUUGCAAACUAAUGUAGGGACCGCAGCCGGAGGGGCAGCAGCAGCAGCAGCAGCGGUGGUGCCCCUUAAAGAGUGUGGGACUGGGAGUGGGGCCGUGACUGGGACAGCAGAGGGGGACUAUCAGCUGGUUCAGCAUGAGGUGCUCUGCUCCAUGAAGAACACCUACGAGGUGCUGGAGUUCCUGGGCCGUGGAACGUUCGGCCAGGUGGUCAAAUGCUGGAAGCGCGGGACCAGCGAUAUUGUGGCCAUCAAGAUCCUCAAGAACCACCCAUCGUAUGCUCGGCAGGGCCAGAUCGAGGUGGGCAUCCUGGCCCGUCUGAGCAGAGAGAACGCAGAGGAGCACAACCUGGUGCGAGCCUUCGAGUGCUUCCAGCACCGCAGCCACACCUGUCUGGUGUUCGAGAUGCUGGAGCAGAACUUGUACGACUUCCUGAAGCAGAACAAGUUCAGCCCGUUGCCUCUGAAGGUUAUCCGGCCUGUGCUGCAGCAGGUGGCCACGGCGCUGAAAAAGCUCAAGAGCUUGGGCCUCAUCCACGCUGACCUCAAGCCUGAGAACAUCAUGUUGGUGGACCCAGUGCGGCAGCCGUACAAAGUCAAAGUCAUUGACUUUGGCUCAGCCAGCCAUGUCUCUAAAGCUGUUUGCUCUACAUACCUGCAGUCCCGAUAUUACAGGGCUCCAGAGAUCAUCCUCGGACUGCCUUUCUGCGAGGCCAUCGACAUGUGGUCUUUGGGCUGCGUGAUGGCAGAGCUGUUCCUGGGCUGGCCGCUCUACCCCGGAGCACUGGAGUAUGACCAGAUUCGCUACAUUUCCCAAACACAAGGUGUGCCAGGGGAGCACCUACUGAAUUCAGGGACCAAAACCCCUCGCUUCUUCUCUAGAGAGUCUGACUCGCCCUACGCUGCAUGGAGGCUGAAGACGACAGAGGAACACGAGGCAGAGACAGGCUUGAAAUCGAAGGAGGCCAGGAAGUACAUCUUUAGCUGUCUGGAUGAUAUUGGACACGUGAACAUGGUACUGAGCAUGGAGGGGGCCGACCAGCUGGCUGAGAAGGCGGACCGUAGAGAGUUUGUGGACCUCCUGAAGGCCAUGCUACUGAUCGACGCUGACCAGAGGCUGACCCCUGGAGACGCUCUCACCCACCCCUUCCUCACUAUGCAGCACCUCUUCGACUUCCCCCACAGUAACCAUGUGCAAUCGUGUUUACACAUCAUGGAUAUGUGUCAGACGAAGUCUAACUCGUACGAUACUCUCAGUCGCAACAAGGCACCAUCAAUGAGACCAGUCGCUUUGCCCAAUACCCCCAAUAUAAGUGUGGCUUACAACAAGAUGGCCUGCGUUCACUCACAGUCUUUAGCUCCAUCUGCUCCAUCUGUGCUUCAUCCUGGGAUCCCCAUCCAGGCAGGAAAUGCUCAGUUUGGCUGCAACGACUCCUUCCAGCAAGCCCUCAUCCUCUGCCCUCCAGCCCUACAAGGAAUCCCCUCGAACCCGAGCCAGCCGACAGCCUACCCUGUUAGAAUGGAGAGCGCCAUUCCCCUGGUCACACAAGCUCCAGCCAUUCAGCCCAUCACCAUGAGGCCAGGAGUCAUUGCCCAGCAGCCGUGGUCAAACCGGACCCCUCAGAUCCUGGUGCCAACCUGGCAGCAGGUGCCCCCUCCUGCCACCACUCUGGCAUCUGACAGCAUGGCAGGCCCACAACGGCUUGGAGAGUGGGGGAAAGUACAGCCGCACAGCAGCCAUUACGGCUCUGUGAUGCAGCAACCUCUCUUACCAAACCAAAUGGCAGUCUCUGCUCACCAACCAAUAAACAUUGGCAUCGCACAUGUGGUGUGGCCCCAGCCAGCCAACAAGAGGGGCAACCCCAGCCUGAACAGGAGUAUCAACGUCUCCCAUAGUGCGGACCCCCUGGCCACCACGUAUCGCCCCUCUCCAAAGAUGAUGGACAGGCCUCGGAGUGCGGGGGUCGAGGAUGUCCUGCAGCUGCCUGCCAGCUCGUUGGCCGCGGGGGUGGGCUCCGAGACUGAGGACCGCUGCCGUGUAGAACGGGACUCUGACGAUGGUCGGCGCAGGAAUCAUCACCACCGUCGCCGUCAGCAUCAUCAACGGUGGCAGCGGGGGAGAGAACGACGGCCUCAGCAGCAGACAAUAGUCAUCGCCGACUCGCCCAGUCCCACGAGCAGCGUGAUCAGCAUCAGCAGCGACCCCUACGACGGGGAGGACAGCCCUCGAAGGUGUGUGGGCAGUGCGGAGUGCGAGGCGUGUGAGAGCACUCUGAACAUGCAGCGCGUGUGCUCCCUCAGCAGCCCCGACAGCAGCCUCAGCACCAGCUCCUCGGCCUCGGACCAGUCCAGCCCCGAGCCCUGCAAGAGAGCCAACAGCAUGUCCGAGGACGACGGCAACGAGAGCGGCCGUGAGACGGUGGACGGCUCGCCAGCCUCUGACUCCUCGCCGGGCCCCGGCGGCAGCCCCUACUCCCAGGCGCCCUACCUGGCCAAUCAGAACAGCGAGAGCCGGCAUGCGCCGCUGGCCUCUACCUCGGAGCGCGGCGGCAACAACAAGCCCCCUGUCAGGACCGUGGCGGUGCCGCCCAUGCGGGUCCACAACAACAACAACUCCAUUCCAGACGAGCGGCUGGCCAGCACAGUCUUAGAGUCCUUAUGCCAGUCCAGAGGGCGCUGCGUCCCCGCACGGCUGAGCCACUUCUCCACCCCCAUUCUGCCCCACCAGCACAAGAUGAAUUCGGCCUUUCAGCAGCAGCAGCAGCAGCCGCUGGGCUUCGGCCAGGUCCAGCACUACGGCUCCUGCCACAAGGAGUGGAAUGGCAACUACGUGUCCCAUCGGCCGCAGGCGUACAUCCCGCCCAACGUACACGUUCACGCCUUCCCCUUGGCAGCCCAUGGCAGCCCCACCCACAGCGCGGUUCCGCCCCAGCCGCCCCCCCACUCCGCUCCGGUGCCGGCUCCAGCCCCUCCUCCGCCGCCGGUGCAGGCGCCCACGCUGCUCUCCUACCCGCAUCCCCCACCGCCCACCUCCGUGGCCACCGUGGCCCACCUGCUGGCCUCACCCUGCCCCUCCCGGCCCGCCGUCCUGCAGCCCGCCUACGGACUUCUGCAGCAUCCUCACCCGUCGCUCGCGGUGGGACUCAGCCCCCACCACCACCACCACCACCACCACCACCACCCGGCGCAGGGCCAGUUCAAGCCGCUCUUCCCCCCGCACUCCUUCAUGGCCUCGCCCGUCUACGCCGGCUUCCCCCUCAGCCCCACCAAGCUCAGCCAGUACCCCUACAUCUGAGCCUGAGCGCACGGCCUCGCCUGGUGCGCUCCACCACCUCCAUCCCCAGCACCACCUCCACCAACAACAACAACCACCACACGGCCACCACCGGCACAGCGGCCAGCCCACUCACCAGUUUUCGAUUCUGAAGGAGGGGGACUACUACGACAAACCCAAAAGAACCUUUUCGUAUUUUUUUAAAAAACCAUGUAGUUUGAUGAUGAUAAUGAUGAUGCAAAUGGAUUUGAGCUUUACAGUUAAUUAUGGAAGCAAGUGAAAUGAAUGAAUGAAUGAAUGAAUGAAUGAAUGAAUUGAAAUGUGAGAUUGAAGCAAAGUGAAUGUGUGUGGGUGCUUGCGUGUUUGUGUGCGUGUAUGACUGAGCGAAUGCAUUAGAUAACUCGCGUACAGUGUGUUUCUUUUUGCACAUUUGAUAAAAAUCCCAGUAUAGUCAGAUCUCCUUUUUGACAGGGAUGAGAGGAAUGACAAAAUCCUCCUACCCCACCCCCACCCCCACCCCCCCCCCCCCCAACACAAACACACACACACACACACACACACACACACCACCCAUCCCCACUUCUACCCUUUACUCUGACAAUUUUUCUAUGUUGCCUUGGAAACUUGUGUGCUAGACACAUCUUCUCUUGUGAAGCCAUCCCAGUCUCCCGUGUUUGGGUCACAUAUAUGCGUGUAUCAGCCUCACAGUGUACUGGUGGGACCGAUCCUUUAGUCUUUGUAGCAUCUUUGCUGUGUUUUCAGUGUUAAGUGACCCAACCGAAGGCACUCUCCCUCGAAAACGUCUGCAUGUUCUGUGCAUGGACACAAGAAAGUGACUGGAUCUUGUGCUUAUUUGUGUUUUGCUUUCUGAAGGGAAAGCAAACCUGGUGUCUGAUGAAACUCACUGCAUUGUAACCUAGUUCCCCACAAAAAAGUGCCUUACCAGUUUUGCAUUGGAUGUGGCAAGACAUUGCAACCCUGGCGUUUCCAGAAAGGCCCCAGACUGCAGCACUUGCAGAUCAGAUGAAGUGGUUACUCUUUAGAGUUGUAGUUAAUUCAUAUUAUGAACAUGGCUAUUUUUCUUCAUCUGGUUCAAUCAGUGCUACAGCAGAAGAGUUCACAUGCUAGAAAUAUUCAGUAUUUUAAUGAAUUUCAUUUCGAGGGGUCUCAUCUUCACCUUCACUCCUGUGACAAAAACAAGAUUCUGCAAGCUCGCGUCUAUGGAAACCAUGUCUUGCACAUCCUUGCACGUUCUUGCACACACAAUAACUCAGAACCAUUUUGAUAAUGUGGCCCUUAAUAUUAUAGCAACUUGGGACCAAAACAGUCUUCAAGUCCCAUCUUCAGUUUUGUUCCCAUCUGUGAUUUGCGUUUCUAUAAUUUCUUCACGUUCAGGUUUAAGCUCGUCUUUAUCGAAGAGGAUUGCGAAAAUCAAAUGCUUCCAGUGUAGAUUGCCUUUAUACAGUUUAGCGCUCUGUGUUGACUGCUAGUUAAUGGAACGUUUGAAACCCCAAGCCUUUGUCCCCUUUUCACUGAUAUAUACUGUAUUGCGUGUAAUUGGGUUGUUUAUGCUUUGGAUAUAUAGCAGAGCAAAAUGAUACUUUUCGUAAACAGUAGGCCGUUGUAUGUGUGUGAUGGCAUGUAUUCACGUGAUUUCAAGCUUAGGACGGUUGUGGUGGUGUUCACUUGGGUUAGGAGCGUUUUAGGAGGCAGCAUGCUGGGCAGAGGGUUCCUUCAGUGACUAGAGUAAAGAACGUUGGGAUGUUUCACACAGCCGUGUGCUUUGACUGUUUUACAUAGUUAUUAUCGUUAACAGUAUUGACACUGUUUUAACAAACGUAUAGUACAAUCCUGUAGUCUUGCGUUCUUUUUUUAGUGUUCAGGAUGGGUGUAUGAUUUAUUUUUUCUUUAGUUGUAAGAGUUUGCUAUAGCUUUGACACGCGAUUAAUGUUAACCUUCAAUUUCAUUUGGUUUGGUUUUCCAUUUAAGCCUGUUAAUACUUUUCAGUAUUUGAUCUCCAUCUGUCAAUCAUUGCUGGAGUACAUAUUUAGUGCUUUACCGAGAUGUGUGGUUGUGUGCAAUUUAUUCCUCAUUUUUGAUCGUGUUAAACAUUGUGCUCUUAAUCGUUCCAUUCGAUUAUAGACUUCUUUUUGUAAUACAUUCCGUCAGGGAGUUGUUGUGUCUCAUUUUGAUUUUAUUCUUGUCAUUUGGCAGUAGUUGCAUUGUCAUUGCUAUCAAAUGCUUUGCAAGACCAAAGACCAUAACUUGUUUCUCAAGCAAAGUAGCUACUGUUUUUGCAUAUACCACAAGUAUACCGUAGGUGGGACUUUUUAGGCAAAGCGUCUCUCUGUGUGGGUAAUGGAAAAAAAAGGUUGAGGUUGACAUUUUAGCUUUUUGGGCAAGUAGUAUCAUUUAUCUUGAAUGUAUCAUAGAUAAGCUGCUAUAUACUGAUUGCCACUUCCUAAUAGCUGUGAAAGUAGGUGAUUUUUAACGUAGAUCCUACUUAGCAUUCUUAUUUUUGUGUAAGUCUAAUUACAAUAGAAGUGUGGUUUUGAUAUCACCUAAUGAUAGAAGUGUGUGUUCUUUUGUUAUGACUUAGGACAGGCACCAAGACCCUUUUUUUUUAAAUGCUUCUGUAUAUUUUGGCUUUUAUGUUUGGAGUGUUGUUGUGACUACUGUAUUGCAAGGUGUUUGGGUUUGUUUUGAGUGUUUUUUUCCCCCCCUCACGUUUGUUUCUUGUCUGUGUUUAAAGUGUAGUUCUCGUUGGGCUCAUUGGUGUGUACACAUCUUUGUCUUGAUGUACAAUAAUUUAACUCUAUUUUAAUGUCUACCUUUUGUUGACACGAUUAGCUCUAUCCUGUAGGCUUCACUCGAUGGCUCCACUGUUAUGUAUUCCUGACUCUCAGAUAUGGUAUACUUUUAGUGCUGUUCUUCCUGUCUAUGCUGUGGGAUUGAGAGUUACCUAGUUAUCUGAUGUUCCUUUAACAUGCUAUUAAGCACUUGUUAACCUGUCAAUAAGCUAACCUGGUGUGGGUAUAUAUUCAUUAAUGCUUUAGUGUUUUCCGUUUCUGAAGUUGCAGUGUUCAAAGAAACUAUAAGCCUCAAAAUUAUCCUUUUAUUUUUCUUUUUUCUUUCUCACAGAUCCACGAUGAAUUAAGAUUUUGUGCAGGUCAUUGUAUCGUAACAAAGCCUUUGUGGUGUAGUUGCUGAGCACUUGUUGACGUGUUUGGUGAUUCUCCAGUGUCACUCGUCGGUGUGUUGCUUGUGAAAACCCCUGAGCUUCUCUCCUGGUUUACUGGGUGUAAAGCACAGAGUCUGUGCCUUUUUUCUAAAGCAGCGGGGAGGAGGGGCAAACAAGCCUUUGGAACCAAUGGGCACCCAGUGCCCAAUUUCCGCCCAAUCCCAUCGCUUCGUCACUUAGUGGAGAGCACAAUGUGCUGCCCAGUCAGAUCUUUUAGACCGGCUGUCUCCUACCCUAAUCACGUCAGCACAGUCAGACCUCAGUAAAUGAGAAGAGAUUUUCCUCUUUGAAACAGCAUAGGGUUUCCCACCAAGUAAGAUCUUUUUGUUCUGAAUGGGAGUCCUGAUCUCCGUUGAUCUGCGUAGUAGCUCCCCCUCUCACCCUACUCAAACACAGAGAUGCACAUACUCACUCUAAGUUGUUUGACUGUCUGUGUGUGAACAUGCUGAGAACCAUUUUAAUGAACGGACAAUAGAGCAGACAAUAAUAUAUUAAUCAGGGAAUAUUAGUAUGCUGAUUAAAUCACCCAAGACAUGAUUAUCUUGGAUUUGGGAGGAUUUACACAUAUACACUGUGAAUGUAGACAUGAAGUAAAAACUUAACAAUAAUUUGGGUAAAAGGAGAAAAAAAUCCCUCACUUAAUGGAAUUAGAAUAAUGUCUAGCCUGUUUUACUUAACCUGUAACAGGUCUAGUUGAUACUCUUUAAAUUGCAGACCUUUUAUUUUGUGUCCAUUUGUCCCCAACAGCCUGACAUAGUUUUGAUCUUCGGUGCGUCUAUUUCUCCAGCUCCUUAGUUUUAAGAAACUCAUCUGGUGGACAUUGGGCUGAGUGUAAGCAUGUAGCUCUGAAGGAACAUGUACAGUACAGAUACUACUGCUCGUGCACAUACAGUCAUGUUUACUAGUAUGCAUGUCAAAUUGAAGUUAGUUGUGUCUCUGAAAUGUCAUUUGUUAGAAGAAGGCAGAACAAUACCCAGAGGACAUGCCUUCGCACAAGCUCUACCAAAACCGCAUGUAUUUUGUUCCGAUAGGAAGAUAUCAGUGAUGAAAUACAGUCAAGCACUCGAGGACAGGACAAAAGAAAAUAUACUUUAUUUGGUGUUUGCUCAAUAAUAUGCACACAAUGGACUGAAUAGCAUUUGUGCUUUAUUUGACUUUUUACCAUUAUUAUUCAAAGUACCAAACAUUUUAGCUUAGUCCCUCCCCCCCCCUCCUCCCCCCUUCAGUUUAGAGAUUAUUGUACAUCAAAUUCAGGGUCUUUUAUAUUUGUCUCAUGUGCUACUGUAUUAUACCUAAAUCCUUAAUGCUUGGGUUUGAUUGCUUUAGAUAUAUUUUUACAUGGAUUUCCUUUUUAUUUCAGGCAGGUUGAAAAAAGUUGAAUCAUACUGCUUGUUAAUAGAUAAUAUAUUUAGAUUUACAAAGCAAAUAGUCUUUAUUUACUAGAUAUGAGCGGUUACUGUUUUCAUAUUUUGUGGCUCCCUUAAUUCAUUUUGCUCUUGAUUUUAUCCCUGCUACAUUAGUUUGCCAUGUAGCCAUUGCACUGUGCAAUAUUUACAAUAUGAGGACUGGGGAAUAUAUAUUUUUCCUUGAUGUAAUGUCUCUUACAGUUUGCAGUCGUUUUUUUCUCUCUAGUUCUCAGUGAUUUUUAUUUUUCUCAAUGUGAUCAAGCCUUAUGUACUUGUCACAGAAAGCGGGUUUUUCCUGGUGACUAUUGGUGAGUGUCAAAAUUAAGAAUUUAUGGUGUAUUGUCAAAAAUCACUUUGAAUAAAAAUAUCUGACUAUUGCAGCAAAAUUA
Alosa sapidissima (American shad) is the source of this 9345-nucleotide messenger RNA. RefSeq names its product homeodomain interacting protein kinase 3a (gene hipk3a). Gene Ontology annotation, molecular function: protein tyrosine kinase activity; protein serine/threonine kinase activity; ATP binding. The record is from RefSeq and is a predicted model, not a curated record. NCBI's taxonomy places the organism in Eukaryota, Metazoa, Chordata, Actinopteri, Clupeiformes, Clupeidae. Gene Ontology annotation, cellular component: nucleus; cytoplasm; PML body. Gene Ontology annotation, biological process: peptidyl-threonine phosphorylation; peptidyl-serine phosphorylation. Bases 380 to 4330 code for a protein of 1316 amino acids. The transcript has 16 exons.